Messenger RNA from Fonsecaea multimorphosa CBS 102226, 1593 nucleotides. RefSeq lists its product as uncharacterized. The transcript has a single exon. Lineage: Eukaryota; Fungi; Ascomycota; Eurotiomycetes; Chaetothyriales; Herpotrichiellaceae. The record is from RefSeq and is a predicted model, not a curated record. Bases 1 to 1593 code for a protein of 530 amino acids.
AUGGCAAAGAGACCUAUAUCGGUUCUUGAACUUUCGAAUGAAUACAGGUCGUGGUCGAAAGUCAUACCGCGCCCCAGUAGUGUGAUAUACCAUUUCUUUGGCGGACUAUACUGGGCCUCGUUCAUGUUCCUGGGCGCCGCAAAAUUGCAAGCAUGGUCGGCACUGUUCCUCAUCGUCAGCCAUAUCAUUAUACUCACCUACCUAUUUUGGAUCGCUUCCAAGUUCCGAAUGAUGCCGGUUGGCCUGAGGGAGAUGUAUAGGAUAACACCCCCGGACAAGGCCUUGCAAAAGCUAGGAGGAGCGGUCGAGAGUCUGAAAGCCCUUCCUGAGAUAUCAAAGUACGGGCGUUCAGGAAAACCACUCGACGCUCAAAUGUCAGAUCACGAUCCAACACCGCCCGCAAGCCCGACCUCAACCGAUAUGACGGAACUUCCGCGUCCAAUACACCCGAACCUCAAAGAGCCGGUUUGCCACAGUCGAUCCGAACUGCACGACAAGGCCCAAGCACAGCUGGUGACCUGGAAAUGUUCCUGUGGAUCGAUCCUGUCAGACUAUUACACCGAAAUCAUACCAGGAAGCGUGGAGCUCCUUCAAGCGGAGCUGCAGGAAGAGGCUUCCCCUUAUUCUAACAGCUUCAGACUCUUGUGGUGGAACCUUCAAGCCUGGAUUACGUCCACACUCAGGACCAGGGCAGUUCCUUCUCAAAACCCAGCCAAUACAACGCAGGGGUCUCCAGAAACUACAUCCUCCUCUUCCUCAGCCGGGCUUCGAGUCCCAGGGUAUAAUAUCAGCUCUAGCUCUGGAGAUCCCACACAGACUCCCUCGCAGCCUCUCUCUGCUCCUAGGAGUGUCAAUCCGCCACAAGGGCAGCCAUCGGCCUCACGGGUCUUUUAUCUACUCUUAUGUCUUCCUGAAAAGUUAUCCGGCUUCAGACUAUAUCAUCAGCAGCUUCUACAAACAACAGGAUCAGCUCACCUGCCGAAUUACGUGGUCAACGACAAGCAACUCUUCAAUCUCUUACGACGGAAGUAUUCAGCCGUGCGACGGCGCACGGUUUUCUCGCUACUCUGGCCGAGGACAGUGAUUCGAGUAUCGCUGGCUCAUUUCCUCGUGGAUGGCUCGGACCUUGUCGAACUUAUCCACUAUGCGUGCCACGGGGCAGGGGCCAAUUGCAAAUGCAUUCCGCCGGCCACCGAUAAUGGGUACCAUUGCGUUCCCCGGCCAUCGCCGUAUAGUCCUCCUAUUGGGACAAAUUAUCUGACGCACCUCUUCCAACACCCAGAGUGCAUCAGGAAUGGCAAUAAUCGGGUCCUCAACCAGGUUCCGAAACGAUUUGGGCAGUGCAUAGCGAUCUCUGGGGAUAAGGCGAUCGAGGCUUGGGGGAUCGAGUUCGAAGAAGGCUGGGACCGCGGUCGGCUCAGGAACGCCGUCUUCCUCGUUGUCGUGGUGGCGACACUGUUGUUUGCGACUCUCUGGGCCGUGAUGGAGCACGACAUACAAAGUGCGUUUGCCAUUUCAGCUUAUUUCAUAUCUAUCCUUGCGAUUGUAGGCGGGUACAUGGCUUCUACGGAGCCAAGGCUGGUUCACAAAUGA